CUCAUAGAGAAAUUAUUCCUAGUUACUAAUUGAAAACCUAUAUUAAAUAUUUAGGUAUGAUUGAUGGUCAUGAAUUACCUAUAGUAUAUCCACCUAUUUAUUGUGAAUUAAAUGAUAACAAAGAAUUUAAGACAUAUGGUGGAUAUAUUACUAAUAAUAUUAAGAAUUUUAAUCCUUUAAUUAGAAGUAAAAGAUUUACUGGAUCAAAUAUUAAAUUUAUAAAUAAAAUGACAAUUAAAAUUGUUAAUUAUAUGUCAUCUAUUGGUUUCAAUAUUAAUCUUAAAGUAUUAGAUUUUCUAAUGAAUCUGCCACUUAAUGAUGAUUUAAUUAUUAGAACAUUACAUAAGGAGACAGAUGAAAUGAGUGAGAUUAUUAAAAAGAAUAAUAAAGAAAAAGAAUUUGAAAUUACAUCUCAUAAUAGUAAAUUCUUAUAUAAUAAUUCAAUUUUAACUAUUGCUAAACUGUAUAGAGAUGUUGAACAAUUUUAUUUUACUUUCUUUUUAGACUAGAGAGGAAGAGUUUAUUGCCAAGGGGGUGAAUUAAAUUCCCAAGGUAGUGAAUUAGCAAGAUCAUUAUUGUUAUUCAAAAAAGGUAAUGUAUUAUCUGAAAAUGGAUUAAAUUCAUUAAAGGUUUAUGGAGCAAAUGCUUUUGGAUUAAAUAAAUUAUCUAUUACCAAAAGAUUAGAAUGGGUUGAUCAACAUUUUUCAGAAAUCUUAGAUUUAAAUCCAGGAUUAUCGAGAAAAGCUGAUGAACCUAUGUUAUUUUUAGCUUUUUAUUUUGAGUUACAAGGUUAUAAUAAGGAUCCAUUAAACUUUAUUUUUAGAUUACCAAUUUAUUUAGAUGCAACAUGUAAUGGUGUACAACAUUUAGCUGCAAUGGUUUCUGAUUUUGAUCUAGCUAGUAAAGUUAAU
Zychaea mexicana is the source of this 911-nucleotide messenger RNA. RefSeq lists its product as uncharacterized. The record is from RefSeq and is a predicted model, not a curated record. The transcript has a single exon. The coding region runs from base 57 to 509 and encodes 150 amino acids. NCBI's taxonomy places the organism in Eukaryota, Fungi, Mucoromycota, Mucoromycetes, Mucorales, Lichtheimiaceae.